This is a messenger RNA of Gorilla gorilla gorilla (western lowland gorilla), 1836 nucleotides long. It is a transcript of the gene MAGEB2, whose product is annotated as MAGE family member B2. Gene Ontology annotation, biological process: negative regulation of transcription by RNA polymerase II. Lineage: Eukaryota; Metazoa; Chordata; Mammalia; Primates; Hominidae. Gene Ontology annotation, cellular component: nucleus. The transcript is spliced from 2 exons. The coding region runs from base 41 to 1282 and encodes 413 amino acids. The record is from RefSeq and is a predicted model, not a curated record.
GGUGGGGGUAUUGUUUGGAGGCUGGCGGAUUUGGGUCAGCAUGCAUAUUCGUCCCAGGCUGCUAGAUACUGAGGUGAGGACCCCUAGUGGAGACGUAGGGACCAGCAACGCUAGAACAGUGACGUCCAGUAGCGUCCAGCCGUCAGCCCUCAGUCGCCACGGGCUGCCGGAUGUGAGUCAUCCUGACUUCCGCUUUGAAAAAAAGACCCGAGCGGAUGUGGCUCAUCCUGACUUCCGCUUUGGAGGCGAGGACCCGAGCGAGUGUAGGGGGUGCGGCGUCUGGUCAGCCAGAGGUGAAUUCUCAGGACUGGUCGGCAGUCAAGCCAUCAUGCCUCGUGGUCAGAAGAGUAAGCUCCGUGCCCGUGAGAAACGCCGCAAGGCCCGAGAUGAGACCCAGGGUCUCAAUGUUCCUCAGGUCACUGAAGCAGAGGAAGAAGAGGCCCCCUGCUGUUCCUCUUCUGUUUCUGGGGGUGCUGCUUCAAGCUCUCCUGCUGCUGGCAUUCCCCAGAAGCCUCAGAGAGCCCCAACCACUGCCGCUGCUGCGGCUGCCCGUGUUUCAUCCACAAAAUCUAAAAAAGGUGCCAAGAGCCACCAAGGUGAGAAAAAUGCAAGUUCCUCCCAGGCCUCAACAUCUACUGAGAGCCCAAGCGAAGAUCCUCUAACCAGGAAGUCAGGGUUGUUGUUGCAGUUCCUGUUGUACAAGUAUAAAAUAAAAGAGUCCGUUACAAAGAGAGAAAUGCUGAAAAUUGUUGGCAAAAGGUUCAGGGAGCACUUCCCUGAGAUCCUCAAGAAAGCCUCUGAGGGCCUCAGUGUUGUCUUUGGCCUUGAGCUGAAUAAAGUCAACCCCAACGGCCACACUUACACCUUCAACGACAUGGUAGACCUCACUGAUGAGGAAUUGCUGCUCAGUUCCUGGGACUUUCCCGGGAGAAAGCUUCUGAUGCCUCUCCUGGGUGUGAUCUUCUUAAAUGGCAACUCUGCUACUGAGGAAGAGAUCUGGGAAUUCCUGAAUAUGUUGGGAGUCUAUGAUGGAGAGGAGCACUCAGUCUUUGGGGAACCCCGGAAGCUCAUCACCAAAGAUCUGGUGCAGGAAAAAUAUCUGGAGUACAAGCAGGUGCCCAGCAGUGAUCCCCCACGCUUUCAGUUCCUGUGGGGUCCGAGAGCCUAUGCUGAAACCAGCAAGAUGAAAGUCCUGGAGUUUUUGGCCAAGGUAAAUGGUACCACCCCCUGUGCCUUCCCAACCCAUUACGAAGAAGCUUUGAAAGAUGAAAAGAAAGCCUGAGUCUGAGCCAGAGUUGUAGCCAGGCCUUGCACUACUGCCAUAGCCAAUCAAUCUCCCAAAGCCAAGUUUACCUGCUGUUCUCACCCCCAAUGAGGUCUUAGGCAGAUUCUUUACUUUGUAAUUCAAAAGGCCUGUUAACCUUUGUUCUUGUUAUGCAUGAAUAACUUGUUGACUUUUUUUUUUCUCUUUUUCAACUAGUGUUUCAACAGGUUUAUUUAGAUUCAGAAUGUAAAUUUACAAAUGAUAUAGAUCACCCUGUUAUUGCUGUUUUUCAGGGACAGUAGAAAGUGUUUUGUUUUUUGAGUGAAACAACUUAUUAAUAAAAAUCCUUAAAUCACUUCUGUAAUCCAGGACAAGAAAAUGUGGCAUUACAAUAGAAAUAUCUUUGGAAAUGUGAAAGACCCCAUAGUGAAAUAUUUGGGAUCAGAAGCCAGACGGGUAAAAAUGGUCAAUUCUUGGUUUACUUCAUUUAAUCUUUCUUUUCAUAAAGAUACAUACCUGGAUUUGUUUAUGUUAUUCAAGAAUGUGUGAGAAAUUAAACCAUAGUUAGUUAA